This is a messenger RNA of Lepisosteus oculatus (spotted gar), 1458 nucleotides long. The record is from RefSeq and is a predicted model, not a curated record. NCBI's taxonomy places the organism in Eukaryota, Metazoa, Chordata, Actinopteri, Semionotiformes, Lepisosteidae.
ACAGACCUGGGAGAGCGACAGAAACAGGGCCUGGAGAGAGGAGACACAGACCAGGAAGAGCGACAGAGACAGGGCCUGGAGAGAGGAGAGACAGACCAGGCAGAGUGACAGAGACAGGGUCUGGAGAGAGAGGAGACACAGACUAGGCAGAGCGACAUAGACAGGGCCUGGAGAGAGGAGACACAGACCUGGGAGAGCGACAGAAACAGGGCCUUGAGAGAGGAGACACAGACUAGGCAGAGCGACAGAGACAGGGCCUGGAGAGAGGAGACACAGACCAGGCAGAUUGACAGAGACAGGGCCUGGAGAGAGGAGACACAGACCAGGGAGAGCGACAGAAACAGAGCCUGGAGAGAGGAGGCACAGACCGGAGAAGGAGAGGGAGGGAGAAUACAGCCAGGGGCAAGAUGAGCUAAACCACAGUAAAAAGCCGUGGAGACAGGGAGCGUGAGGGAUUGAGGCUGAGGCCCAGGGACAGAGACAGAAGACCCGUGGGACUGCAGGAGAGACUCUGCGUCUGGACAGAUGGAUGCAAGGAGCAGUGCAAACAGGCAGGGCCUUCCCCCAGCCCUGCCUGCCAAGGUCCACAGGAAUCGUUAUGCUAGAGGCUCCAGCAGCAGCUCCAGUCUUGAUAUGGACACAGAGGGAUCCCCCAGGAGCCCCCUGUCCCCUCCUCUAGCCCUCAGCCUUCGUGAGGAACCCAGCCUCCCUACAGACUGCCACACACACAGCUUCCACAGCUCGUCCAGCCAAUGGCAGGAGAGGAUCCGCGCCGACGCCACCCCGGACCGCCCCCCGCCGUUGCCACGGAAACUCUUCCGCGCGCGGUCCCUCCCCGUGAUGACUGCUCAGCGCCAGUCUCCACAUCCUCCCCGCCCGCCGCAGCCCUGCGACGGCUCGGCCCGCGGUGACCCCUCGGCUGUGCCCUCCCCUUGCGGGCCGAACAACAAGGCCGAGAAGGGCAACAUUAUCUUGCGGGGUAGUUACAGCACCCCCUCGAGCCCCCUGUGUCCCCCAUCAGAGCCAGUUCUGAGCCUGACCUCCCUGAACUUUGACACCCCCGACUACAUGCUCCCCUAUUAUUUCAAGGACCUGUCCAGCCAGGAGCAAGUCUCGUGGACCAUACAGCAACGCCACCUACUGUUUCUCCUGGAGACUGCACAGCGUCUGGAGGCAGAGUUAGUGGGCAGCCCAUUGGAGGAAAGACAACAGGAGGCGGGGCCUAAUGAGAGGGAGGCGGGGUCAUUGCAUCCUGAGGACUUUACUCUGUGUGAGGGAAGACAACCACGCUGUCAGAUAGGGGGCGCUGUUUACUACGCUGUGCGCUGUGCCACAGUACCAGGGAAGGUGUUCGCAGCCAAGGACUGCCUGUGCCUGCGCUACCUCGCUCAGUGCCGCACUGAGGAGGUGCUCUACAGCGCCGCCCUGCUGGGGCUCCUGCUGCCCGCAGGGGAGUAA